Messenger RNA from Penicillium roqueforti, 951 nucleotides. RefSeq names its product Eisosome component PIL1/LSP1 family protein. NCBI's taxonomy places the organism in Eukaryota, Fungi, Ascomycota, Eurotiomycetes, Eurotiales, Aspergillaceae. Gene Ontology annotation, cellular component: plasma membrane; eisosome filament. The record is from RefSeq and is a predicted model, not a curated record. The coding region runs from base 1 to 951 and encodes 316 amino acids. Gene Ontology annotation, biological process: eisosome assembly; negative regulation of protein kinase activity; endocytosis. Gene Ontology annotation, molecular function: lipid binding. The transcript has 4 exons.
AUGACAAACAAGAUGAACCGCAACCUUUCAUUCCGAUCACGCAGGGAGCCCCCUCGACAGCGGUUCGGAAUUUCCACCUUCCGUGGAAUGCAAGCGCCGGAAUUGAGCCGCAAGAUGACCAAGCUGAUCAAGAGCGAGAACACUGCCAUUGGUGCCCACGAAUCUGCCGGCCGCGAGCGCACCUCGAUUGCCGCCCAGCUCUCUGAAUGGGGAGAGGCGACUGAAGACGACAAUGUCUCCGACAUAUCCGACAAGCUCGGCGUCAUGCUCGCUGAGAUCGGCGAGCAGGAAGACAGCUUUGCGCAGAAUCUCGAGGACUACCGUAGUAUCCUGAAGCAGAUUCGCAACAUGGAGGCCUCGGUGCAGCCAUCGCGCGAGCAGCGCCAGAAGGUCACUGACGAGAUUGCCAAGCUUAAGUACAAGGAUCCUUCGAGCCCGCGUCUGGUCACGUUGGAGCAUGAGCUUGUCCGGGCUGAGGCUCAGAACUUGGUUGCUGAGGCGCAGCUGUCUAACAUCACUCGCCAAAAGCUGAAGGAGGCUUAUGAUAUCCAUCUGACGGCUGUGAUUGAGCGCGCCGAGAAGCAGACUAUUCUAGCUCGCCAUGCUCGUCGUCUGCUGAACUACAUUGAUGACACUCCGGUUGUUCCCGGCGAUGCCCGCCAGGCGUAUGACCACGAGCCUUUGGCACGCCAGAUCCUCGAGGAUGCCGAGAAUGAUCUCCGUGGAUGGGAAUCCAGCGUUGAGCCUCUCAUCACCGUCACGGGCCGGGAAACUCCGGUUCAUGCCAACGGAAAUGAUGCCAACGGUACCAGUGUCAAUGAACGCGAUGAUGUGUCGGAUGGCCAGUCGGAUGUUCUCGAUCAUGUCUCUGUGGCUGAGGGUUUCACCGAGCCAGUGGGAAGCGGUGCGCUGCCCGCGAGGAUGGUGGUGAUUGAGCCUUCGCCUGCGUGA